Messenger RNA from Aegilops tauschii subsp. strangulata, 3133 nucleotides. RefSeq lists its product as uncharacterized. The record is from RefSeq and is a predicted model, not a curated record. Lineage: Eukaryota; Viridiplantae; Streptophyta; Magnoliopsida; Poales; Poaceae. Gene Ontology annotation, molecular function: ATP binding; protein serine/threonine kinase activity. Gene Ontology annotation, biological process: protein phosphorylation; regulation of DNA-templated transcription.
UCUCGCCGGCUAGGGCUAUUAAAAAAACUCGGUGGACACGUCCGGCCGCGUCCCUAGUCUUCCCAUUCACCAGCCGGUUGAGCUUGAGUGAGAGCAAAGGAAAACAUGGCCGGCAGCUGGGAUGAGCUGCCGGCACCACCAGAAGCUGAUUUGAAGUCGAAGGAGACGCAGAGAUAGCAUGGCGGAGGAGAGGAGAAUUCCAAUUUGGAGCUUCCGAACGGAACAGACGAACAGUGGGGAGGCGGAGCACGGCAGGGCUACACCUCACCGGCCUCGCUCACCGAUUAUGUCAGCCAUGAUCCUCCCCGCGUGCUCCGGCGAUGCCGCGGCGGAAGCCAAAGGCAAGCGCGACUGCCAUGGCGCCACUACAUUCCGAUGCCCCAUCCCCCUCGUGUCCCGGCUCCGAGCAAUACUACCACUACUCUUGCAUAGCCACCGACCAGGGGCCGCGCCGCAGGGGGUCAAGAAAGCAGCGGCGAUGGAGGCGGACGAGCUCCUGAAGAAGAUACGGGCGCUGGAGGAGGGGCAGGCGGAGCUCAAGCGGGAGGUGGGCAGGCUCAUGCCGGACCGCCGCGCCGCGGCCCGGCGACGCGCCCUCCGCGCGCUGCCGCCGCCGCCGCCGCGGCCCUCCUCGUCGUCGCGGCGCGUCGCGGCCCGCGGCAGGCUGCCCGACAGGCACUGCCACUGGAUACUGCAGUCGCUGGGGCAGGCCGUGCACAUCAUCGCCCCCGACGGGAAGCUCCUGUACUGGAACCGGUAUGCUGAGCAUAUGUAUGGCUAUACUGCAGCAGAGGCAGUUGGUCGGAAUGCCGUCGAAUUAAUUGUUCAUCCUACUGACUUCGAUUCAGCAAAAAUCAUCAUCCAGAAUAUAUUUAUGGGCAAGUGUUGGAGAGGGAGGUUUCCUGUUAAGAACAAAGCAGGAGAGAGGUUUUUUAUUUCUGUCCACAACACCCCUUUGUACGAUGACGAUGGUAGCUUGGUGGGCCUCAUCUGUCUCUCGCUUGAUGUACGGGCAUUAGAGGAGAUAUUUAGUCCCUCGGACUCGGCAGAAUCCUAUCAAAGUACAGCAAAGCACCGGUUUCAUGCCAACAACCGGCCUACAAGUGGUUCAGUAAACAAAGGUUCUCUUCACUCCCAGCAACCUCCUCAAUCUGCUGUCACCUCCAAGAUAGUAACUUUGGCUACCAGCGUUACAAGUAGAGUUCGUUCUCGGAUAAGGAUAGGUCAGAAUAGCGACAAACUGUAUGGUGGUGGCUGUGAGGGCCAGUAUUCUCAACUUGAUCUCCAGGCCGAGGUGGCAUCAAGUGAAGAAAACACCCCAAGUGGGGAUGUAGUGCAUGGUGCCUUUGCGGCCCAAGAGAAAUCCCUUGGCAAGUCGAGCAAAACAAGUAGUGAUGACCCAGGAGAAGGAAAAGUAGGGUCCUACAAGAUUUUUCGUUCGAAGGCUGAGGCAUUAUUGGCAAAGAAGGGCAUAUCAUGGCCUUGGAGAGGGCAUGAAAAUGAUGGGGGUUCUGGAAAGAAUAACGUGAACUCAACACAGUUGCAGGAUAAGCAGGAGAAUGACCAGAGUCAUCAGAAAGUUCCAGUUCUAGAGCCUAUCAUAAUUCCAGACUGCCAAAGCAGCGAAGACACUUGGGCUACGAAAUAUGAGGUCUCAGGUUCCUGGUGGGAUUUCAACAAGAACAACACGAGUAGCAUGAGCAGCACUGGGAGUACUGAUAGCAGUGGUAUCGAGAGAGUAGAUUAUGAAGCAGACUGCCUAGAUUAUGAGAUUCUCUGGGAAGACCUAGUAAUUGGAGAACAAGUAGGUCAAGGUUGUUGCGGAACAGUGUAUCAUGCUUUGUGGUAUGGCUCGGACGUGGCAGCUAAAGUAUUCUCCAAGCAGGAAUAUUCAGAAGAAAUGAUAAAUACCUUCAGACAAGAGGUAUCAUUGAUGAAGAAGCUACGACAUCCCAAUAUAAUACUUUUCAUGGGUGCAGUUGCUUCGCAGGAACGACUUUGUAUUGUUACUGAAUUUCUGCCACGCGGGAGUUUGUUUCGGUUGCUUCAGAGUAACAUUGGCAAGCUGGAUCCAAGACGGAGAGUUAACAUGGCUAUUGACAUUGCAAGGGGCAUGAAUUAUCUUCACAGUUCCAUCCCAACUGUUGUUCACCGUGAUUUGAAAUCACCAAACCUUUUGGUUGAUAAGAAUUGGACUGUAAAGGUUGCAGACUUUGGUCUUUCACGUCUGAAACUCGAAACAUUUCUGUCAACAAAAACUGGAAAGGGAACACCGCAGUGGAUGGCUCCGGAGGUGCUACGGAGUGAACCUUCAAAUGAAAAGUCUGAUGUAUUCAGCUAUGGAGUGGUCCUGUGGGAGCUUGCUACUCAGAAGAUCCCCUGGGAUACUCUCAAUACAAUGCAGGUUAUCGGAGCCGUGGGUUUCAUGGAUCACAGACUGGAAAUACCAAGCGACGUGGAUCCUCAGUGGGCAUCAAUGAUCGAGAGCUGUUGGGAAAGUGAACCGCAACGCCGCCCUUCGUUCCGAGAACUUCUCGAGAGGCUCCAGGGGCUGCAGAAGCAGUACACGGUCCAGGCGCAGACGGAGCGGAAAGCGGCUGGGAAAGGUGCUCGAAAGGCGAGCGUCAAAGAUGAUGGCUGAGGUAGCUUCAUGUUCUGAUGGAGGUUUAUGGAGCUGCCAUCUUGGGGAACAGUUUUCCAUGAUACUUCUAAAGAGGAUUGCCAGAGAGGUGGCGCAUGGUUUCUCAAGUUGCAACCUUGAUGCUUAGAAGUGCAGUUUGUCGGCAUGACAUGAGACUGCCAGUCGUUUCAAGGCUAAUGCGGAUUUUCACAACCUGGGCAAAUCUGACCAUGAUGAUGAUACGUGUUUAGAUACCAUUGGUCUAACAGCUAGUUGCGCCUGUACCACCAAAAUAUGUCAUGGCAUAAACAACACUUUCCGCUUCGGGCAUGGCUUUUCUAUUCCUUCUAAUUUUAACUUUCUAUUUUGCGUUUGUUUUUUUUAUUUGCGUAAUUUACAGUAUUUUUUUUACUUUAAUGUUUUCAUUUUUCUUCUUACUUGUGGUUUAUUUUUAGUUUUUUAUUUGACAAAUACAUUAACCUUUUUUAAAGGUUUUAAUAUUAUUUACGCUUA